This is a messenger RNA of Gamsiella multidivaricata, 2924 nucleotides long. RefSeq lists its product as uncharacterized. The transcript has 8 exons. The record is from RefSeq and is a predicted model, not a curated record. Gene Ontology annotation, cellular component: cytosol; nucleus. Lineage: Eukaryota; Fungi; Mortierellomycota; Mortierellomycetes; Mortierellales; Mortierellaceae. Gene Ontology annotation, molecular function: cysteine-type deubiquitinase activity; cysteine-type endopeptidase activity. Gene Ontology annotation, biological process: protein deubiquitination. The coding region runs from base 467 to 2791 and encodes 774 amino acids.
CUUUUUUUGGCUGUCCACACCCGCUCUUCACAGGGCAGCGCAGCAACAACCACGCUUUCCCUUGCAGCCCGCAUGUCUCUCUCUUCCCUUUCCUUCUCUCUCUUCCUCCCCUCGCACUCCACACCACACUCACUCACUCACACGGCAACCCCACGCCCGUUGAUUGCGCCCCUAACAAUCCGUCGGCCUCUGUGGUGUGGUCCUGGGUUCCUUCUUGCCAGUCCCUUCUUGCCAGUCCCGUCUUUUGCUGGCGUGCAACGCCCAUCCUUCCUUCCUUCCUCACUCCCCUCUCUAUCUGUCCGUCCACUCAACGCCGCCACCACCGUCCUCUUCCCCACUCUACAACCACCACCCAUCCCCCACAGCUCCCUUUCUCUUGACUCCCAACGCCUGCGAUCCUCCACAAAAGAGAUUACUAGAAAGCCAUCCCAGCCGACCAACCAACCGACCAACCAACCAUCCAACCAUGGCGCUUCUCAAGUGGAUGGGCGUGAGCCAGCCAGAGAAGCCGGUCGUGAAUGAUAUCCCUAUAGGUCUGGAGAAUUUUGGCAACACUUGUUAUUGCAACUCCAUCUUACAAGCCCUAUACUACUGCAAACCCUUUCGAGAAUGUGUGCUGAACUACCAAAGUGGAGCUGGCUCCAUGGUCUCACACUAUCCACUCAGCCCUAUGACGCCGGCAGUUAGUAACGGCAGUGGACCCACCUCAUAUUUCGCACCGCAGCACACCUCAGGAACAUCUAACUCAUCUGCGUUCAUGUCGCCCAAUGUUGCCCACUCACCCGCGUCAAGCAGAAGCCAUCAGCGGGACUCUAGUAGUAAUGGGCCAUCAGGAAAUGCAGGCCCAACUUCGACAACGCAGCGAAACAUUGUCGGAGUGCUUUUACCCAACGGUGGCGGACCAGACCCUGAUUCCGCUCCCCAGGAAUCGAUGUUUCUCUGUCUGCAGGAUCUAUUCCAACGAAUCCAGAAUCAUUCUAAGAAGACGCAAUAUUUUACCCCAACUGCUUUUGUUGCCAAGGUCAAGAAGGAAAAUGAACUAUUCAGGAGCUCGAUGCAUCAGGAUGCGCACGAAUUCUUAAUGUUCAUUCUCAGCACAAUUUCAGAAGACAUUGAGGCGGAUGUCAAGAAAAGUCAAAAGGAAUUGGAGGAGAGUAUGCCCAAAGCGACCGCCAAUGGGACGCACAGCACGCAGAACGGCCAUGGUGUAUCGAACGGCUCAAUCGGUGCUCAGUCUAAAGGAUCAUCCGAGGAGGUUUCUAUGACAUUAACAGGAGGGGAUGAGGUCAGAAUCAGGAUCAAUGGCGCUGACAUUAACACGGCCUCGACAUCAGGAGGAAGCACGCAUGGCAACAGCCAUGGAGGAGAGUCGAUCGGCGAUCGGUCCUCGAUACAAUCUGGGAGUACGAUAGCGAAGCCGAAGGAGAAGAUGUGGGUUCAGAAGUUGUUUGAGGGCCAGCUCACGAACGAGAUCAAGUGCCUCACUUGCGAGAAGACCACGAACAGGGCAGAGUCAUUCAUGGAUCUGUCACUGGAUAUUGAGCAAAACUCAUCUGUGACAAGCUGCUUGCGACAGUUUUCCGCUUCAGAGAUGCUUUGUCACAAAGACAAGUUUUAUUGCGAUGAAUGCUGUGGUCUACAGGAGGCUGAAAAGAGGAUGAAGAUUCAAGUGCUGCCUAAUGUCCUGUCUCUUCACCUCAAGCGGUUCAAGUAUCAGGAAACACUUCAGAAAUACGUCAAGCUGUCGUACCGCGUAUCAUUUCCCAUGGAACUACGACUCUUUAACACUGUUGAUGACAUGGAAGACCCUGACAGGAUUUAUGAUUUGAACGCAUUCGUGGUCCAUGUCGGAAGCGGCCCUCAUCAUGGACACUAUGUUGCUGUUGUGAAACACCAGGACCGCUGGCUCCUCUUUGACGACGAAACUGUGGAGACGAUUGACGAGUCUGAUAUUCACAAAUAUUUUGGCGACUCUUCGCAACUGGGGUCAGGAUACGUACUUUUCUAUCAAGCACGCGAUCUGGACAUGAGCGCGAUUGCACCGUGGCAAUGGGCGCAGCAACAGAUACAUCAGUCAUUCUCAUUGAAGACUCCUCUCAAUGGCAUGCCAACACCCCUGAAUGGACUCGGACCAGGCGAUCUAGAUCAUUUUGGAGGGCUACAGCCGCACACUCAGCAGCAGGAACUGAUCCAUCAGCAAUUGGCGAGCCGGCAGCAGAUGCAGAACGGCGGAGGAGGACUUGGAUCGUUCUUCAACAGCGGAUCGUCUACAGCAUCAGGACCUACACCGGUUGCAGCGGCGCAUCUGUCAAAUGGGCCACGGAGUCCGACGCAUAUCCAGGAUCCCAAUAUGCUGAACGGCCAGAAGAUUACGAGCGGGUCGUACGUUUACACGAACGGGAUUGCGGCGGCGGCAACAGUAGCAGCAGCAGUAUCAGGGCAACCGCAGUAUGCAUCCACGAACGGAUAUCAUACGAAUGGGUCUGCAGCAGAUCCACCCGGAUCGUCGUCGUCAUCAUCAUCAUCGUACUCGCCAUUUAAUAGUCAGCAUAGUGGUAGUAAUGGCGUACCGCAUUCACCGACGACAGCGGGGCCGGUUUCUCAGCACAUGGCUUCAAGAUCGUCAUCGUCAGCGGCACCGACGAUGAUACCACAUACAACAAUUGAUCCAGCGAAGCUGAAAAGGGCGCAGAGCACGCCGAGGAUCAGUUUGGCAUCUGCGGCCAAGACCUUUGGAUCCUCGGGCGGCAAAUCAUUCAUAGGCAGUCUGAGAGGCGGCAGCGGGUCCUGAAGAAACGGUGUUAGGAAAUAAUAGUAUGCGAAGAAGAACAAAAAAGAAAAAAUUACAGCACCCUACAUCAUAAUGGACAAUAAAUUCACGCGAGGCGGAGAAGAAAGAGCGGUUUAAGUUUGUCAGAAUUAAC